AUGGCUUACUAUCUCACAGAUGGUAUUUAUCCAAAAUGGUCUACUUUUAUCCAAUCUAUUUCACUACCGCAAACUCCAAAAGACUGUUUCUUUGCUACACAUCAAGAAGCUGCACGUAAAGAUGUCGAGCGUGCUUUUGGAGUUUUGCAGGCUCGAUUUGCCAUAGUCAAAAAUCCGGCUCUUCUUUGGGAUAAGAAUAAAAUUGGAAAUAUAAUGAUAGCGUGUAUCAUACUGCACAAUAUGAUCGUAGAAGACGAACGAGAUGGAUACACUCUGUUUGAUCAAUCCGAAUUCACACACAUGGAGUCCAACCGAACUUCAGAAGUGGACUUCACCGUACCAACAACCAGGCCUUCAUGUGUCUCCACUAUGAUGAACAUUCGUUUGAGUGUUCGUGAUCGAGAUAAACAUAAACAGUUACAAGAUGAUUUGGUUGAGAAUAUUUGGGCAAAAUUUGGAGAAUACCAUUAA
Camelina sativa (false flax) is the source of this 471-nucleotide messenger RNA. NCBI's taxonomy places the organism in Eukaryota, Viridiplantae, Streptophyta, Magnoliopsida, Brassicales, Brassicaceae. The record is from RefSeq and is a predicted model, not a curated record.